Molecule: messenger RNA, 3906 nt
Organism: Terrapene triunguis (Three-toed box turtle)
Lineage: Eukaryota; Metazoa; Chordata; Testudines; Emydidae
Gene: PTCD3
Product: pentatricopeptide repeat domain 3
Exons: 24
Coding region: 10-2037 (675 amino acids)
Biological process (GO): mitochondrial translation
Cellular component (GO): mitochondrion
Molecular function (GO): rRNA binding; ribosomal small subunit binding; protein binding
Source: RefSeq, a predicted model, not a curated record
GCCGCUAGGAUGGCGGGACGAUGGUUGCGGCACGGCUCGUGGCAGCAAGUGAUACUAUUGAGCGGACGCUGCAGCGUACGGCUGCCUGGCGCGGGGAAGGGAGAGGGCAGCAGGCAUUGUUCAGGAAGUGCAUCACUUCAGAAGACUGAAGCUGACCCAGGAGUUACUGAAGAAGAAAUUGUUGUUCCAAGAAAGAAAACUUGGGAUAAACUAGCAGUUCUUCAAACUCUUGCAUCUACAGUAAACAGGGAUCCUACAGCUGCACAUUAUAUGUUUCAAGAUGACCCCUUCCUUAUCCCUAGAAACUAUUUUGAGGCUCGUUCACUUUCGUUGUCCAAGGAGUCUGGGAAAAAUGCUGCAAAAUACAUUGUUAACGAAUUCCCUCAAUUCUUUGAGAAGGACAUUGCGGAGCCUCAUAUACCGUGCCUGAUGCCAGAGAAUCUUGCACCUCAGAUUGAAGAAGUGAGUGAGGCAGCUCUUAAAGAACGUAUCCAGCUUAGAAGAGUAAAAGCUUCUGUGGACAUGUUUGAUCAGCUCCUGCAAGCAGGAACCCCUUUAUCUCUGGAGACAUCAAACCGUCUUCUGGAUCUAUUAUGUUUCUAUGGAGACAGAGAGCCUACUAGGGAAGAUCAGUCUGAACAAAAGGAGGAGCUGAAAGAAUCAGAGGAGGAAGCUCCAGAUCAGAGGAAACGGAGGGGGCGUUCACGGAAGACCUCAGACUUCAUUGGCCCUAAGUGGAGGGAGAACAACAAUGCCGAAAGGAUAUUUAACCUAAUGCCAGAGAGAAAUGCACACUCCUAUUGCACAAUGAUCAGAGGAAUGGUGAAGCAUGGGGCUUGCAAGAGGGCUCAUGAUAUGUACACAGACUUGCUGAAUGACAGGCACACCGCUGAUGUGUACACCUUCAAUGCCCUAAUUUUAGCAGUCCGAGAAGUGAAAGAAAACUACAUUGAAAGAUGGGAACUUGUUGAAGACUUGCUGAAGCACAUGGUUCAACAGAAGGUGCAACCAAAUCUGUUAACUUUUAAUGCUGUUUUGAAGACCCUGAGGAAAUGUGGUGGUGUGGGCAAGAGUAUCUCCCUAAAGAUACUGAGGGAAAUGAAAGCACUUAACAUAGAACCCAGCCUUGCAACAUUUGAACAUCUCCUUGAUAUAUUUUAUAAAUCCGGCUCAAUGGAACUCCUCUAUGAAGUGAUGGAUGAAAUUGAAGGAAAGACUUUUGUUGCUCGGGAUCCAGACGAUGACAAGUUCUUUGUCAAUGCGAUGCGAAUAUGCUUCAGUCUUAAGGAUGUUGCGCUUGCAUAUAGAUUACAUAAGGUACUGGAGACAGGAGACAACUGGAAACUUAUAGGAGAUGCACAGAAACAGUCUUUCUAUUGUACAAAGUUCUUUACUCUGGUGUGUAUGAUGGAACAACUCGAUGUCAUAUUCAAGUGGUAUAAAGAACUGGUCCCUUCGCUCUUCUACCCAAAUGCUCAAGUAAUGUGGGAUCUCCUUCAAGCAUUGGACACAGCCAACCAUUUGGAAAUGGUCCCUCAGAUUUGGAAAGAGAUCAAACAGAUUGAGCUUAGCAAAAGACCCGAACUGUUGGAGGAGGUGUUGGCUCUGAUGGCCCGGGAGAUACACCCUCAGGAGACUCAAAUGUCAUUUGCCAACUGUGCUGCAGAUAUCAAAUCUAUAUUUGAAACUCAAGAGAGGAACCAGGUCCCCUUAGAGUGGACAGCGAGUGCUCUGGGUAACAUUGCCAUACUGUUCUCAAGGGUGGGGAGUAUCCAAGAAGCCUGGAACGUGCUGGAGCUUUUCAAAAAAAACAAGAGAGUCCCCAGCGACAAGGUGAUGAACGAGGUCUUGACCUGCACUAAACAAAGCAACGCUCCAGAUAAGGCGGUUGAGCUAGUGAAGUUGGCCGCUGCCUUCAGUCUACCUACAACUGCAAAGCUUGCAAGGAGGGUGAUAGAGGAGUUUGAACUGUCUGAAGAGCAGAAGAAGGCUCUGGAACAUGCUGAUCCCCAAAGCAGUGAUAGCGACAGCGACUAGGAGCUGUUUCUCUAGCUUUCCCUGUGAAACAAAGAAUGGGAGCAGUUUCUCACUACUAUGGCCUGUGUGGGCUGCUUUGGAAAGCUGCACUCAUGAUGUCUCACCUCUCCUUCCAUUGGACGUGACAGACCAAAGGACGCUAGGAAUAAGAGGCUUGUAUUGUUCUGCUUGCAGCAAUACCUCUCCUCCCACCACUAUCCUCAAACCAGCUAAGAGAUGAUGGAAGCUCUUCCCUGUUAAAUGCUCCCCUAGUGACUUGUCCAGGGGUUAGAGAAGAGACAUACAGCUAUGAACUAGACCACAUCUACAUGAACCUUACCUGUUUUCUGUUGACUUAGUCUGUGAAUUUAAACAGCCUUAAUUACUGUUUCACUGUCUUACAUGAAACAUUAUCAGCCCUGUGCAAUCAGUCUAUUAAGUGUUAUAAGUUACUCUGCAGCACAAUGGAGCUGAUCUAUGAAGACUCCUCCAGGGACUUGCUUAUGGUACCAAACCCCUCUUGGGUUCAGGAAUGGGCUUUGGGGCCAGAGGCCAGAACUGUGACAGCUGCUCUACUGUGAGCCUAUAAGGCUCCAGCUACCCUGCAACCUGGGGGUGUGAUUCUCACCUUAAAAUGUACAUGGCUGCUGUACUCAAAGAUGCUGCUUCUACCCUCCAGCAAAGGCCUACACUGACCUUGUCUUCUAGCAUGCAUGGGCAGUGCUGCCUUGAAAAUCUUGAUAGUUCCCUUUAACUGAUACCACUAGGAUUGUUGUCCCUAACACACCCACACCAAAGGCUAGAGUUUAACCUCCCAGGCUCCACUGUGGGAAGAGGGAGUUUGUCAGUCUUUUAAUCAGCCUUCUCAGAUGAAUCUUUUCAUUGAAGAGGAUCACAGUUGGGUAGUAUGGAGAACCUCAAGGCACAAAUUAAUCAAUUCUUUUCAUUGUAACAUCCUUUUGAUCACUUCCGUAGCUACCAGCAUAGCAAAGGUUAAGCUCAGCAGUACUUCCUUCCUACACUAAAGCAGUUCCCAUGUAUCCACUACUGACCAUGCAAUAGCAGAAAAGAGAAAAGGGUUUGAGUGCAGGAUUAAAAGUGAAGUGUGACAGUUAAGAGGGAGUAGGGGAAGAUGCACCUCUACAACAAUUUGAAUAGCCUAAACACACUAAUUACAAGUAAGGGGGAUAAGAGGAAAACUGGACAGACAUAGGAAGAGUCUCUGCCAUGUCACACUUGAUUAGAUUAAGCAAAAGGAGGGCAGCUCUAUUCUUUCUUCCUGUCCUCCAUUGCCAUAUUUACAGCUAGACUAAACAAAAAAUAGUGCAAGGAACAAGUCAGUUGUUUCUAACUUUGUCUCAGCCAGUGACAGGAAUGGCUGGCCUUUACAUCGGUCAACCAUGAGGAUAUAGCUAGUGUUGCAGUAGUAGCUUGGAUUGCUACUAUAUCAUUCAGCCACUGCUCUUUGGUUCAUGUAAGUCAGUGUAACUGGGAUUUUCCUAUAGGAGUACUGCUGGGCCUACAAAAACCUUUCCAAAUGUUUGAAGCUGAAGCAGUAAAUAGCAACUUUUGUUGGUGAGAAUUGAAAUGCUCAUAUGGGGAUGUGAAUUUAUUAUGAUAGGGUUGUAGAUAUCUGUUCUAGGUAAAUAUCCUACUUCUAGGUGUUUUGAUUUUUAAAGCACUAGGCAAAGUUAACCAUACAGAAAUGUAUAAUAAAACAUGCCAGAACUAAAGGGGAAAUUGAUGUGUUUGAACUAGUUCAUAUAGAAUAAGGGUAAAUAAAGGCUUGAACAGGUCUACUUCGCUAUCUUCCAUGUUGGAACUGAAAUACAGUAAGCGGUCUAAAUCUGUUGUAUGUUUUGUAAAUAAAUAUAUGUAGUUUGUUUGGGA